AUGAAAUCUCAGCAAUUUGGCGUCCUCCUCUUCGUCUACCGAUUACGACUUGCUUCACUCCUCCGAUCCUGGGUUGGGCAGGACUCACUAGACUUUCUCAUCGACCUCUGUGGCUUUCACGAGCCCAAUUUCGUCUUCGGGCUUUUCGCCAGACGGAGGCAAACUGGGCCUGUCUUUGCCACCAGGCUGAGAGGAGGCCUGACCAUACCAAACCAUCCCAACUAUGGCAAACAUCAUGCCCACAACAACAUGGGCAUUAAGACCUUCUUUACCGAAGAAAAGAAAACCGAGCGUCAGGACAAGAAUGGUCUUCAUGUGACCCAACACUUGAAACGAGACAGCUGUGAAUCGGCCUAUGCAGAUGAACUGGCUAAGUUGAUAUGUAGGUGUAGUUAUAGGCAUCGACCCGUUUAUCGGUCAACCAGUAGUCAACAAAGGGCCCUGCCAAAAGUAACGAUGCAGCUUGAGGAGGUGCUGUCUGCCCGAGUAGAUUGA
This is a messenger RNA of Striga asiatica, 495 nucleotides long. Lineage: Eukaryota; Viridiplantae; Streptophyta; Magnoliopsida; Lamiales; Orobanchaceae. The record is from the annotation of a GenBank genome assembly.